AUGCGGCCUCUCCUGCUGCUGCUGCUUCUCCUCGCCCACCUCGUCUUCCCGGCGGCGGCCAAGAACGGCGGCACGGCCUCAGUGGCGGCGCUGAACGACGACGUGCUAGGCCUAAUCGUCUUCAAGGCGGACGUGGUGGACCCGGAGGGCCGGCUCGCGACGUGGAGCGAGGACGACGAGCGGGCCUGCGCGUGGGCGGGCGUCACCUGCGACCCCCGCACCGGCCGCGUCUCCGACCUGAACCUCGCCGGCUUCGGCCUCUCCGGCAGGCUCGGCCGCGGCCUUCUCCGCCUCGAGUCGCUCCAGUCGCUCUCCCUCGCCGCCAACAACUUCUCCGGCGACGUCCCCGCCGACCUCGCGCGCCUCCCGGGCCUGCAGCAGCUCGACCUCGCCCGCAACGCCUUCUCCGGCGCCAUCCCGGAAGGGUUCUUCGCCGAGUGCCACGCCCUCCGCGACGUCUCCCUCGCCCACAACGCCUUCUCCGGGGACGUCCCGGACGUGGGCGCCUGCGGCACGCUCGCGUCCCUCAACCUCUCCUCCAACCGCCUCACCGGCGCGCUGCCCAGCGACAUCUGGUCCCUCAACGCGCUGCGGACGCUCGACCUCUCCAGCAACGCCAUCACCGGCGAGCUGCCUGUCGGCGUCAGCAAGAUGUUCAACCUGCGGGAGCUCAACCUGCGAAGCAACGGCCUCACCGGCACCCUCCCGGAUGACAUCGGGGACUGCCCGCUGCUCAGGUCAGUGGACCUGGGGUCCAACUCGCUGUCCGGCGACUUGCCGGAGUCCCUGCGCAGGCUCUCCACUUGCGCAAACCUUGAGCUGAGCUCAAAUGCGCUCACCGGGAAUGUUCCAACCUGGGUUGGAGAAAUGGCGAGCUUGGAGGUACUGGAUUUGUCGGGGAACAAGUUCUCCGGGGAGAUCCCGGGCUCUAUUGUUGGUGGAUGUAGAAGCCUGGUGCACGUCGACGUCAGCUGGAAUUCCCUCACGGGCAGCCUGCCGUCCUGGGUCUUCGCAUCCGGCGUGCAAUGGGUGUCGGUGUCCGACAACACAUUCAGCGGUGAGCUAGCGGUGCCUGUGAAUGCAUCUUCUGUGAUCCAAGGCGUGGACCUGUCAAGCAAUUCGUUUUCAGGACACAUCCCUUCGGAAAUCUCAAAACUGCUGACCUUGCAGUCGUUGAACAUGUCUUGCAACUCACUGUCUGGCAGUGUUCCAGCCAGCAUUGUGGAGAUGAAGUCACUGGAGGUGCUUGAUUUGAGUGCCAAUAAGCUUACUGGGAGUAUUCCGUCCACCGUUGGAGGGAAGUCGUUGAAAGUGCUGAGGCUUGGGAAGAACUCUCUCACUGGUGAAAUCCCAGCCCAGAUUGGAGAUUGCUCAGCCCUCACAUCACUGGAUCUAUCACAUAACAGUCUAACUGGAGAUAUUCCAGCAACAUUAGCCAAUCUCACCAACCUUCAGACCGCUGAUUUUUCUAGGAACAAACUCACUGGUGGUCUGCCAAAGCAACUCUCCAACCUUGCCCAUCUCAUCGGCUUCAAUGUUUCACAUAACCAGCUCUCUGGGGAUCUGCCUCCUGGUAGUUUUUUUGACACUAUCUCCUUCUCAUCAGUGUCUGACAAUCCUGGCCUUUGCGGUGCAAAGCUCAACUCUUCUUGUCCUGGCGUGUUACCAAAACCAAUUGUAUUGAAUCCUGAAACUUCUUCCGAUGAUCCGCUCGGACAGAAAGAGCCUGUUCCUGGGGGGCUCCAUCACAAGAAAACCAUACUGAGCAUAUCAGCCCUUGUUGCAAUUGGUGCUGCUGUUCUCAUUGCUGUUGGCAUCAUAACCAUUACUGUCCUUAACCUUCAAGUUCGUGCACCGGCUUCUCAUUCUGCUGCCGAGCUAGAACUCUCAGAUGGAUAUCUUAGCCAGUCACCCACAACUGAUGUGAAAUCAGGCAAGCUUGUAAUGUUUGGAGGAGGUAAUCCAGAAUUCAGCGCAAGUACCCAUGCUCUCCUGAACAAGGACUGUGAGCUUGGCCGUGGUGGUUUUGGCACCGUCUACAAGACCACUCUCCGAGAUGGCCAGCCUGUUGCCAUCAAGAAACUGACUGUGUCAAGCUUGGUGAAAUCUCAAGAUGAAUUUGAGAGAGAAGUCAAGAUGCUGGGCAAGCUACGCCACCGUAACCUUGUUGCCCUCAAGGGCUAUUACUGGACACCAUCUCUUCAGCUUCUUAUCUAUGAGUUUGUCUCUGGUGGUAACUUGCAUAAACAACUGCAUGAGCCAUCUUCUGUAAACUAUCUCUCAUGGAAGGAAAGAUUUGAUAUCGUUCUUGGUAUAGCAAGAAGCCUGGCUCACCUCCACCGUCAUGACGUUAUCCACUACAAUCUGAAGUCAAGCAACAUUAUGAUCGAUGGAUCAGGCGAGGCCAAGGUUGGGGACUACGGAUUGGCAAAGCUACUGCCUAUGUUGGAUCGGUAUGUUCUGAGCAGCAAGGUACAGAGUGCACUUGGUUACAUGGCACCAGAGUUCACAUGCAGAACUGUGAAGAUAACUGAGAAAUGUGAUGUGUAUGGAUUUGGGAUUCUUGUCCUCGAGGUCAUGUCAGGCAGGCCACCAGUGGAGUACAUGGAAGAUGAUGUUAUUGUGCUGUGUGAUGUGGUGAGGGCUGCUUUGGAUGAAGGCAAGGUGGAAGAGUGCGUCGAUGAGAGGCUCUGUGGAAAAUUCCCUCUGGAGGAGGCUGUUCCUAUCAUGAAGCUUGGCUUGGUCUGUACCUCCCAGGUUCCUUCCAAUAGGCCAGACAUGAGUGAGGUGGUGAACAUAUUGGAGUUGAUCAGAUGCCCUCAGGACAGCCCAGAAGAAGAAUUAGGUUAA
This is a messenger RNA of Lolium rigidum, 2850 nucleotides long. RefSeq names its product probable LRR receptor-like serine/threonine-protein kinase IRK. The transcript is spliced from 3 exons. Gene Ontology annotation, biological process: protein phosphorylation. The record is from RefSeq and is a predicted model, not a curated record. Lineage: Eukaryota; Viridiplantae; Streptophyta; Magnoliopsida; Poales; Poaceae. Bases 1 to 2850 code for a protein of 949 amino acids. Gene Ontology annotation, molecular function: protein kinase activity; ATP binding; receptor serine/threonine kinase binding.